Mercenaria mercenaria is the source of this 1084-nucleotide messenger RNA. Its product is annotated as ras-related protein RabC-like. NCBI's taxonomy places the organism in Eukaryota, Metazoa, Mollusca, Bivalvia, Venerida, Veneridae. Gene Ontology annotation, biological process: regulation of exocytosis; protein secretion. Gene Ontology annotation, molecular function: GTP binding; GTPase activity. The record is from RefSeq and is a predicted model, not a curated record. The coding region runs from base 116 to 1084 and encodes 322 amino acids. The transcript is spliced from 9 exons.
AAUCAUGUGAUGAUAGAUACAUAUAUAGUUUUAUAAUUUCCUGGUACAUAGAUUUAGUACAUAGAUUUAGAAUUGGAUAUUUUACCAGCCAUUUGGCGUAUGCCUUUUCUGUAUUAUGGCUAAUGCGAGUAAAAUCGAUUUAGUUGUAGUAGGAGAUAAUAAUUGUGGUGCCAAGGAGUUAAUAGAAACAUUUGUAAACGAAAGUAGUCAAAAAUAUCCUGCUUCUGAAGAUCAUUAUGUUACAAGAAAGACAAUUUGUCUUGAUGGAAAAACGAUUGAUUUACAGAUAGGGAUACCAAUGUCGCCAAGCCAGUUGCACGUCAUCCCGUUUGGUCGUUCUUUUCAUGGAGCGGUAAUCGUAUAUGAUAUUGGCAAUAUUGCCUCCUUUGCGGGUGUGGAAGGCUGGAUAUUGGACAUUUUGGAUGUAAGGAGUGACGCAGGUAUAACUAUUGUCGGCAACAACUUUCAUGAAAUAAAUGAGAGGGCAGUGAGCUAUCAGCAAGGGAAAGAACUGGCUGAGCGUUAUCAAAUGAAAUACCUAGAAGUCACAACAAACGAUUAUUCAAGUGUUGAAGAGAUGUUCCAUACAAUAGCCAGAGAUACACUCCAGAAUACAUUGACGAGAAAAAGAAAAAAGCAGAAGGGGGCAUUAGAAACUCCCGAUUUAAACAGAGAAGAAGAAAAAGCAAAACAAUCAGGAUUUUUAAGACGACUUUUGAAUCCGAUUAUUGGUUCUUUCCAAGGAGUUCCAGUUCCAGACGAACUGAAACUAGAUCCAUAUACAUUAGACUUGUACGAGAAAGCACUGAAAGAUGGGGUAGAAAAGGAUCGUAAUAUACGCAUAAACGUUGUUGGAAACUACAGACAAGGCAAGACAUCAUUAACAAAGAGACUGCUUGGGCAGAAAUUACGGGACAUUACAAGUACGAAUGGUAUAAACAUUGAACAUUUCACAUGUCAAAAAAUUGAUGGAGGAAAGUUCAGAUACAAAAAAGCAGACGAUACAUGCUCAGAUAUUGUUGGCCGUUUGGUUUCUGUUGCUCUAAACAAAGAAACUGAGAGUAAACAGGUAAACGGAAUAUAA